AUGAAGAAAGAUACCAGGGAGGUCUUAUGGAGUGCUCAGAAGAAAGCCGAGCAAAGCCUCAGAAAGAUGACUUCCACACCCUUUGUACGGGUUCUGCGAUUGGAAGAUCCACCAAACAAGUUUUCACCCCCGGCGUUUGCAGUCUAUGAUGGAAAAACAGAUCCUGUAGCACAUAUUUCAGCCUACACGCAUAAGAUGACUCUUUGGGCAGGUCGAGACGGACUCAUGUGCAAAAUGUUUCCGUCAAGCCUAGGGACAACAGCCAUGAAAUGUUUCCACCAACUUCCAGAGAACUCGGUUUCAUCUUGGAGGGAGUUCGCCUGGAUCUUCGUAGCAAGAUUCAUAGCAAAUAGUCGAGAUCCAGCAACAUUGGAUACGCUAUUUGCUUUACAUCUAAGGAGAGGAGAAUCACUUAGGGCUUACGCUGCCAGGUACUCAGACACCUAUACGGAUAUGGAAGAUUGUGAUGAAAGGACCGUAGUGGCUACUUUUCGCCUCGGGCUCCCUCGUGACUAUAAAUUGCGAGAGAGUUUGACGAUGGCUCCACCUAAAAGUAUGGCCGCGCUCGAGGACAAGAUUAAGCAAUACGUCAAACUGGAAGAAGACAAACAGGGGGAUCGACAAUUUGCUUCUCAAGAAGGGAUAAAAAAGGAAAGUAAGAAGUUUAAAAAGAAGAACGGGAAAGAAAAAGACUCGAAGAAGGAUCCAAAGGCCCCUUCUUACGAGGUGGUAAAAACAAUAUUUAAGGACCCAAUUUUCCGAAUUCUACCUCAGAUCGCGGACAAGCCGUAUUUUCGACGGCCAAAUAAGAUGUCAGGGGAUCCGUCCACUCGAAAUCAGUCCAAAUGGUGUUCCUAUCAUAGAGACAAAGGCCACAGGACAGAAGAUUGCAGAGAGUUCAAACAGCAUUUGGAAGAAUUGGUUCAACAGGGACAUCUUAAGGAAUUUAUUGAGAAAGAGAAAAUUACUGCCGAAAAGAAGGCAGAACCUCAAUCAAAGGAGCAGGGAGAACCUUCACACUACGUGGUUAAUUUUAUUGAUGCAAUGGUACCAGAUGUACAACUUGGUGAUGUAUAG
Molecule: messenger RNA, 1077 nt
Organism: Tripterygium wilfordii
Lineage: Eukaryota; Viridiplantae; Streptophyta; Magnoliopsida; Celastrales; Celastraceae
Exons: 1
Coding region: 1-1077 (358 amino acids)
Source: RefSeq, a predicted model, not a curated record